AUGGAGCAAGAUGAAGUCACUGAGCCUGGGCUUCUUCGCCCGCAAUACCCCGGCGAUGACACCCGACCAACAAGUAAGAAAGAGCUUAUCGGGUGGUAUAGUUAUGGCUGGGCUGCAGAGGUCUUUACAGUGUGUGCAAUGGGGUCAUUUUUACCUAUCACAUUAGAGCAGAUGGCUCGAGAACGCGGCGUCCUGUUCUCAGACAAAACAACACCAUGCACUGCAACCUGGAAGACUCCGGAGAAUCUCCAUGCUAAUUGGCAGAACACUAAAGCCGCUGUUUCGGGGCAGUGUAUUGUUUACAUUCUUGGAGCCGAAGUCAACACCGCCAGCUUCGCGAUGUACACUUUCUCCGUGAGUGUUUUCAUUCAAGCCAUUCUGAUUAUCUCAAUGUCAGGUGCUGCAGACCACGGAAGCUAUCGCAAGACACUUUUGGUGACAUUUGCGGCCAUCGGUUCAAUUUCUACAAUGUUCUUCCUCUCUGUUGCCUCGAAACUAUACUUACUCGGUGGGCUAUUUGCGAUUGUGGCUAAUACCUGUCUCGGGGCAUCAUUUGUACUGUUGAACUCUUUUCUACCCCUAUUGGUCCGAUAUCAUCCUUCGUUACUCAAGCAUGCCAAUCCGACGGAAAGCGACGUUCAAGCAACUGCCAUGGAUGGGUCGCGAACGCCGCUUCUACAGGCCGACGGUGUGUCUCCAGACGAAGCGCCUUUGUCAGACGCAUCAAAGGAGUUGAUACUGUCCACGCAGAUAUCGUCGUAUGGGAUUGGCAUCGGCUAUAUCAGCGCUGUCUUGCUACAAGGAUUAUGUAUACUUGUUAUUGUCCGGACCCACCAGACUACGUUUUCGCUGCGCGUCGUUCUCUUCUUGAUUGGUCUUUGGUGGUUAGUGUUUACUAUACCUGCGGCUUUCUGGCUUAGGCCGCGUCCUGGUCCUCCAUUGCUGCGUAUGCAGGACGGCAAGGCCCAGCAGUCAUGGCUUGGUUACAUGGCGUUCGCUUGGAAGUCGCUUGGUCGAACAGCAAUGCGGACGCGACAUCUGAAGGAUCUUCUACUAUUUCUUGCAUCGUGGUUCCUCCUGAGCGAUGGAAUCGCCACUGUUAGCGGGACCGCUGUUCUUUUCGCCAAAACCCAGCUGAACAUGGAACCAGCAGCGCUAGGGAUGAUUAACGUGAUAACAAUGAUUUCAGGAGUUCUAGGGGCCUUUUCUUGGAGCUACGUUUCACGAGCAUUGGACCUCCGCGCCUCCCAGACUAUCAUCGCUUGUAUCCUCUUAUUUGAGCUUGUACCCCUCUAUGGUCUAUUGGGAUUCAUUCCGGCCGUCAAGAAUCUCGGCUAUUUGGGGCUCCAAAGACCGUGGGAAAUGUUCCCAUUGGGAGUCGUAUAUGGAAUCGUUAUGGGAGGGCUCUCAUCGUAUUGCCGAAGUUUCUUUGGGCAGCUGAUUCCUCCCGGUUACGAAGCAUCUUUCUAUUCGCUUUACGCUAUCACUGAUAAAGGAUCCAGUAUAUUUGGACCGGCGAUUGUUGGGUUCAUCACGGAUCGUUAUGGGGAGAUUCGUCCUGCAUUCUUUUUUCUCGCGGUGCUUAUCCUUCUCCCUCUGCCGCUAAUGCUUCUUGUGGAUGCAGAUAGAGGAAAGCGGGACGCACUUGCCUUGUCGGAUGUGCUGGAAGAGCAUUCAAGCCCCGAAGAGCAUAACUAUGGAACAUUCCCGCAGCAGCAGGCUCCACAAGGCUCUUGA
Aspergillus mulundensis is the source of this 1737-nucleotide messenger RNA. Its product is annotated as MFS transporter. NCBI's taxonomy places the organism in Eukaryota, Fungi, Ascomycota, Eurotiomycetes, Eurotiales, Aspergillaceae. The transcript is spliced from 2 exons. The record is from RefSeq and is a predicted model, not a curated record. Gene Ontology annotation, biological process: amino acid transmembrane export from vacuole. The coding region runs from base 1 to 1737 and encodes 578 amino acids.